Molecule: messenger RNA, 1119 nt
Organism: Capra hircus (goat)
Lineage: Eukaryota; Metazoa; Chordata; Mammalia; Artiodactyla; Bovidae
Gene: HOATZ
Product: chromosome 15 C11orf88 homolog
Exons: 7
Coding region: 474-980 (168 amino acids)
Biological process (GO): cilium assembly
Source: RefSeq, a predicted model, not a curated record
CUAUCCCACACACAUUUCGUCUCGUUAUUUUAAUUUUUUAGUUGCACUACCUACAAAAUAAACUGCAUUUUAAAUGUUUGAUUUCAGUAGGCAAUGCAUAUUGAUGACUUUUAUACAUGAAUUUUCUUUUUUUUUCAAUCAUCUUUGAAGAAAAGUUUUUAAAAUCUAAAUUUCAAGGCAUCUACCUGCAACCACUGCCUUGGAUGGCAGCAAUUCAGCUCAGGACAAGACGCCCCAAAGUGGAUGCUUUGACUCUCCUAUUCGGACCCCAAGGCUUGGACAGGUCCCGAAGCCUGUGAUCACUGCAGAAAUGGGAUUCAGGUGACCCACAAGCACGCGCCAGACCCCAACAUCUACUGAGCAAACCAAGGGCUUCCGGCCGCGGCGGUUGCCAACUUGGCGGGUUUCCGGGGUGAGGGCGGGGCGGGGCUGAGAGACCAGCAAAGGAGCUUGGAGAAGCGUCCUCAGUUGCCAUGGAAACGAGGCCCAGCAGCAGUCUUAGCAGCCCAGAGGAGUCCUGUGAAGCUUUUCCCCAAGGAUUGCUAGUGUUCACCGGCUCUUCGGAUCGCGAUGCCAACUUGGCCAAGCAGUUCUGGAUCGGGGCGUCAAUGUACCCCCACAACGAGUCUCAGCUGGUGCUCUCCAGAGGUAGCAGCCAGCGUCUGCCGGUGGCGAGGCCUUCCAAGAGCAGUGCACAGGAGAAAACUUAUUUCCAGCCUUUUUCCCUUGAGGAAAGCAAGAGUAGAGAUGUCACUGCUGAAACCCUAAAGACUCAGGAAUCCAAGGAGAAAAAAAAGUAUCUCCAAAAGGCUAAAAAGAGAGAUGAAAUUAUCCAACUCUUAAGAAAACAAAGAGAAGAAAGGAUCUUGAAAGAACUGAUUUCCCUUCCGCAUAAACCAAAAGGCAAAGUACACAAAGCCAAGAAAGUGAUUUCAAAGUCAGAUAAAGAAGACCAGGAAGAAGUCAAAGCCUUGGACUAAUCUGAUUGACACCUGGGAGAGGAUGGCUCACUUAGAUCUUCACUUUUGAAACAACUGGCUCUUACAUCAGGAUCACUGGAAUCAAUUAAAUUAGACCAAGAAAUAAAAGUUAAAUAUGCAGCGCUUCUAGGAGUACCAG